Messenger RNA from Puntigrus tetrazona (Sumatra barb), 5213 nucleotides. It is a transcript of the gene cita, whose product is annotated as citron rho-interacting serine/threonine kinase a. Lineage: Eukaryota; Metazoa; Chordata; Actinopteri; Cypriniformes; Cyprinidae. Gene Ontology annotation, cellular component: cytoplasm; cytoskeleton. Gene Ontology annotation, biological process: peptidyl-threonine phosphorylation; actomyosin structure organization. Gene Ontology annotation, molecular function: ATP binding; protein serine/threonine kinase activity. The record is from RefSeq and is a predicted model, not a curated record. Bases 133 to 5205 code for a protein of 1690 amino acids. The transcript is spliced from 41 exons.
CGCAAAAUUUGAAUCGACCAGGAAGCGUUGAACGUUUCCAGCCCGCGGUCAGUCAGAGAUGUCGAUCUAAACGCGAUUAAUCCACACUAAUUCCCGUUUACCUCUCCAGAUAUUCUCGCUUGAGCAUCAGUGAUGUUGAAGUUUAAAUAUGGAGGCCACGGCAGCGUUAAAGACCUGUCUGCUGUCGACUCCAUCACCAGCCGCUGCGCUCGACUCAAUCAGCUGCUGCAGGGAAAGUGCGUUGCUCCGGUCUCCUCGGGAGUCGGUGGAGUUCCCAGAGAAGCUCUGAUCGAUGCGUUCCUGCUGCUCUAUCAAGAGUGUGCCACACCAGAGCUCAUGAAGAUCAAGCACGUGGCCAGCUUCGUCAACAAAUAUGCUGAAGUGGUGGCUGAAGUUCAGGAACUGCUUCCCGGUGAGAGGGAUUUUGAGGUGAGGGGCAUCGUGGGAAGGGGGCGCUUCUCUGAGGUGCAGGUGGUGAAGGAGAAAGCUACAGGAGACGUGUGCGCCGUGAAGAUCAGGGACAAACCCAGCCUGCGUUCACAGGACGACGCGGCGUUCUUCGAGGAAGAGCGAAGCAUCCUGGCCCUGAACUCCAGUCCCUGGAUCCCUCAGCUCCAGCACGCUUUCCAGGACCAGGACCACGUCUACCUGGUGAUGGAGUUCCUGCCCGGCGGGGAUCUCAUGGCUCUGAUGAACAGGUAUGAAGAUCAGUUAGACGAGUCUAUGGCUCAGUUUUACCUGGCGGAGCUCACACAGGCCAUCCACUCGCUCCAUCAGAUGGGAUACGUGCACAGAGCGAUUAAACCAGAGAAUGUUCUGAUCGACCGGACGGGUCACAUUAAACUGGCCGACUUCGGAUCGGCAGCCAGACUGAGCGCUAACAGAACGGUGACGUGCUCCACACCCGCGCUGGACGCUCAAGACUUCCUGGCCCCUGAGAUCCUGUCCGCGCUCAGUGGAGGGCCGAAGUGCAGCUACGGCCCCGAGAGCGACUGGUGGUCCCUGGGAGUCAUCGCGUAUGAAAUGGUUUACAUGAAGUCCCCCUUCGCUGACGGCACGUCCACAAAAACCAUCAACAACAUCAUCAACUUUCAGCGCUUUCUGAAGUUUCCAGAGGAACCCAGAGCCAGCGCUCAGUUUGUGGACCUGCUGCAGAGCUUGUUAUGUGGAUCACGGGAGCGUCUGGGAUACGAGGGCCUGCGUUCGCAUCCGUUCUUCUCCUCCGUCGACUGGACCAACCUCAGACACGCGCUUCCUCCGUUCGCUCCGUCUCUGCGUUCUGAGGAUGACACCUCCAAUUUCGAGGAGCCCGAGAGGCCCCCCCGCCCCGUGGCCGCUGCCCAGCGAGAUCAUCCUCGCUCAGGCUUCCACGGACGAGACCUGCCCUUUGUAGGGUGGUGCUUCAGUCGGGCCCUGAGCGCGCUGGCCAAGUCUGAAUCGGUUGGCGCAGGGCUCAACUCUCCUGCCAAGACCAACUCCAUGGAAAAAAAACUGCACCUUAAAAGCAAAGAACUGCAAGACACUCAAGACAAAUGUCACAAGAUGGAGCAGGAGAUCUCACGGUUUCAGCGUAAGAUGACUGACCUGGAGUCCGUCCUCCAGCAGAAGGACGUGGAGCUCAAAGCCUCCGAGACCCAGAGGAGCAUCCUGGAGCAGGACCUUGCCACCUACAUCACCGAAUGCAGCAGUUUGAAGCGCAGUCUGGAGCAGGCUCGUGUUGAAGUGUCACAGGAAGAUGAUAAAGCUCUCCAGCUCCUCCAUGACAUUAGAGAACAGAGCAACAAACUCCAGGAGAUCAAGGAGCAGGAGUAUCACGCUCAGCUGGAGGAGAUGCAGGUGACCAUCAGGCAGCUGGAGGAGGACCUGUCUGCCGCCCGCCGCCGCAGUGACCUCUACGAGACCGAGCUGAGAGAGUCACGGCAGACCAGCGAAGAGCUCAAGAGGAAAGCAGCCGAGUACCAGCAGAGGAUCCAGAAGGCGAAGGAGCAGGGCAAAGCGGAGGUGGAGGAGCUGCUCUCUAAACUCGAGAAGACGAACGCCGAGCAGCAGCUGAAGAUCCAGGAGCUGCAGGAUAAACUCUCCAAGGCGGUGAAGGCGAGCACAGAAGCCACGGAGCUGCUGCAGAACAUCCGUCAGGCCAAAGAGCGUCUGGAGCGAGAGCUGGAGCGCCUGCGCAACAAGUCUGACCCCAGCGACACGCUGCGCAGACGCCUGCGAGAGACUGAGGUGGAGGGCAGAAAGACUUUGGAAAACCAAGUGAAGCGUCUGGAGAUGGUGGAGCGUCGAGAGAAUAAACUGAAGGAUGACAUCCAGACCAAAUCCCAACAGAUCCAACAGAUGGCUGAGAAGAUACUGGAGCUUGAGGAGAACUUGAGGGACACUCAGGCUACAGCGCAGAGGAUGGAAGCCCACCUGGUCCAGAAAGAGCGACUCUACGAGGACAAAAUCAAGGUUCUGGAGGCUCAGAUGAAGGCAGAUCUGGCUGAUAAAGAGUGUCUGGAGCAGAAACGAGCUCAGCACGAGGAAGAGGCGCGUGAGAAAUGCAAACUCAUCAGUGAACAGAAAGCUACCAUCAACGCUAUGGACAACAAGAUGAAGAGUCUGGAGCAGCGCAUCGCCGAGCUCUCCGAGGCCAAUAAACUGGCAGCCAACAGCAGCAUCUACACCCAGAAAAACAUGAAAGCUCAGGAGGAGAUGAUCUCGGAGCUGAGGCAGCAGAAGUUUUAUCUGGAGUCGCAGGCGGGGAAACUGGAAGCUCAGAACGCCAAGCUGGAGGAACAUCUGGAGAAGAUGAGCCAGCAGGAGCAGAGCAGAAAGAGCCGUAUCCUGGAGCUGGAGACCAGACUCCGAGAGAUGGGUCUGGAGCACGAGGAGCAGAAGCUGGAGAUCAAGCGGCAGGUGACGGAGCUCACGCUCUCGCUGCAGGAGAGAGAGUCUCAGAUCAGCAGCCUGCAGGCGGCGAGACACGCGCUCGAGAGUCAGCUACAGCAGGCCAAGACUGAGCUGGAGGAGACCACGGCCGGAGCCGAGGAGGAGAUCACUGCGCUGAGAGCCCACAGAGAUGAGAUCCAACGCAAGUUCGACGCUCUGAGAGACAGCUGCUCGGUGAUCACGGACCUGGAGGAGCAGCUGACCCAGCUGACCCAGGAGAACGCCGAGCUGAACCGGCAGAACUUCUACCUGUCCAAGCAGCUGGACGAGCUGACGGUGGAGAGCGAGGAGAGGCUGCAGCUCAGUCAGGACGUGGACCGUCUGCGCAGAGAGGUGGCCGACCGAGAGAUGCACCUCAACAACCAGAAACAGAACAUCGAGACUCUGAAGACCACGUGCAGCAUGCUGGAGGAGCAGGUGGUGGAGCUGGAGAGUCUGAACGACGAGCUCCUGGAGAAGGAGAGACAGUGGGAGAACUGGAGAUCUGCUCUGGAGGACGAGAAGAACCAGGCGGAGCGCAGGACCCGAGACAUGCAGAGACUGCUGGACAACGAGAAGCAGAACAGGUUGCGAGCGGACCAGCGCAGUACCGAGUCCCGGCAGGCGGUGGAGCUGGCCGUCCGCGAGCACAAGGCCGAGAUCGUGGCUUUGCAGCAGGCUCUGAAGGAGCAGAGGCUGAAAGCAGAGAGUCUGUCUGAUACCCUCAAUGACCUGGAGAAGAAACAUGCCAUGUUAGAGAUGAACGCAAGGAGCCUUCAGCAGAAACUUGAGACGGAGAGAGAACUCAAACAAAGACUCAUGGAAGAGCAAGGGAAGCUGCAGCAGCAGAUGGACCUGCAGAAGACACACAUCUUCAGACUCACACAGGGACUGCAGGACGCUCUGGACCAGACUGACCUGCUCAAGACCGAGAGAACCGACCUCGAGUACCAGCUGGAGAACAUCCAGGCCGUCUACUCGCAUGAGAAAGUGAAAAUGGAGGGAACCAUCUCGCAGCAGACCAAGCUCAUCGACUUCCUGCAGGCCAAGAUGGACCAGCCCACCAAGAAGAAGAAGGGUAUCUUCGGACGCCGGCGUGAGGAGGUGGGCGUCACGGCUAACGGCGCCGCUGCGGUCUCGUCUCAGCCCGCCGUUCCUCUGCAGUACGGAGACAUGAAGGCGGCGCUGGAGAAGGAGCGGACGCGCUGCUCGGAGCUGGAGGAGGCGCUGCAGAAGAUGAGGAUCGAACUACGCUCGCUACGAGAGGAGGCGGCUCAUUUUAAAGCGCAGGAGCACGUGGCUCCGUCCACGCCAGCGUCCGCCCGUCAGCAGAUCCUCAUGUCGGCCAUCGUGAAGUCUCCGGAGCGCCAGCCCAAUCCCAGCAGCCUCCUGAACCCGUCCAGCUCGGCCCGCCGCAAAGAGAGCUCCACACCGGAGGAGAAGAGGAGGGUGACGUUUGAAAAGUACGGGCGGCGCGUGAAGGAGCGAAUGCAUCACAACAUCCCUCAUCGCUUCACCGUGGGUCUGAACAUGAGAGCGGCCAAGUGUGCCGUCUGUCUGGACACGGUUCACUUCGGCCGACAGGCUGCCACGUGUCUGGAGUGCCGUACUCUCUGCCAUCCCAAGUGUUCUCCGUGUUUGCCGGCGACCUGCGGUCUUCCUGCUGAAUACGCCACUCACUUCUCUGAGGCUCUGUGUCGGGAUAAAGCCAGUUCCCCGGCUCUGCAGGUCAAAGAGGCCUCGGGUCACGUGCGUCUGGAGGGCUGGAUGAAGCAGCCCAGAAACGGUAAGAGAGGGCAGCAGGGUUGGGAGAGGAAGUACGUGGUUCUGGACGGGACCAAAUUAUCCAUCUACGAGUCUGAGCCGGCCGAAGACUCGGUGAAGGCGCAGGAGGAGUUCGAGCUGUGUUUGCCGGACGGUGAGGUGACCGUUCACGGAGCCGUCGGAGCCUCGGAGCUCAUCAACACGGCUAAAUCAGAUAUCCCGUACGUGCUGAAGCUGGAGUCUCAUCCUCACACCACGUGCUGGCCGGGUCAGUCUCUGUACUUCAUGGCUCCUAGUUUCCCAGAUAAGCAGCGCUGGGUGGCUGUUCUGGAGUCAGUGGUGGCCGGCAGCAGAGGGUCCCGAGAGAAGAGCGAGGCGGACGCGGCCGGUGUUAAACGUCAGAAGACUCUCUCUCCGCUGGUUCAGAAGCUGCUGGGAAACUCUUUGCUGAAGCUGGAGGGAGACGACCGGCUGGAUAUAAACUGUACUUUACCGCUGACUGACCAGAUCGUGCUGGUGGGCUCAGAGUGAGUGUGUGU